This is a messenger RNA of Closterium sp. NIES-65, 909 nucleotides long. NCBI's taxonomy places the organism in Eukaryota, Viridiplantae, Streptophyta, Zygnematophyceae, Desmidiales, Closteriaceae. The record is from the annotation of a GenBank genome assembly.
AUGUUUUGCUUCCCAUACCCCUGGCAGGCAUCACAGCAGAGAACAUCGAGCCCGAGAUCAGGCUCUUCACCGUCACCCUCGAGAAGAACCCUGGUCGCCUCUCCCUCUUAUCUCGCAGUCGCCCCUCCCUCCUACCCCACCGUCGCCAUUCCCUCCCAUCCCGCCGCCACCUCUCACCCUGUCGUCGCCUCUCACUCCCACCCCGUUGUCGCCUCUCCCUCGCUCCCCGCCAUCGCCACUAUCUCCCACCCCGCCGUCGCCACUCCCUCUUAUCCCUCCGCCACUCCCUCUUAUCCCGCCGCCACUCCCUCUUAUCCCGCCGCUGCCUCUUCUCCAAUUCCGCCGCCGCCACUCCCUCCUAUCCCGCCGUCGCCUCUCCCUCCUCCCCGCCGUCGCCUCUCCCUCCUCCCCCGUCACCUCUCCGUCCUCCCCGCCGUCGCAUCUCCCUCCUCCCGGCCGUCGCCUCUCCUCCUCCCUGCCGUCGCCUCUCCCUCCUCCCCGCCAUCGCCUCUCCGUCCUUCCCGCCGUCGCCUCUCCGUCCUCCCCGCCGUCGCCUCUCCCUCCUCCCCGCCGUCGCCUCUCCCUCCCCCCCGCCGUCGCCUCUCCCUCCUCCCCGCCGUCGCCUCUUCCUCCUCCCUGCCGUCGCCUCUCCGUCCUCCCCGCCGUCGCCUUUCCGUCCUCCCCGCCGUCGCCUCUCCCUCCUCCCCGCCGUCGCCUCUCCUCCUCCCCGCCGUCGCCUCUCCCUCCUCCCCGCCGUCGCCUCUCCCUCCCUCUCGCCGUCGCUUCUCCCUCCUCCACGCCAUCGCCUCUCCCUCCUCCCUGCCGUCGCCUCUGGCGACAGGUGCACGAGCGCAAGCGCGAGUUGGUGCGCGAGGGCGGGUCGGUGCGCGAGCUCGGGUGGGUGCGUGA